Molecule: messenger RNA, 4399 nt
Organism: Anolis sagrei ordinatus
Lineage: Eukaryota; Metazoa; Chordata; Lepidosauria; Squamata; Anolidae
Source: RefSeq, a predicted model, not a curated record
AUGUUGAAGAAACUGACCUUGGACCAGAUCAAUGACUGGUUCACAAUUGGAAAGAAAGUCACUCAGGUGGAGUUUUUGGGGCGUUUUGCUUCUGUCCCUUUUGCUGCUGAGGAGAGUUCGGACACUCAAGAGAUAUCUAAAAAGAAGAGUACUGGCAUUGAAUAUGUCGCAAAAUACAGACAACUGGAGACAGAAGAACUUAAUGAAAUAGACAGCAGUUGGCCUCCCUGUAAACCAGAGACUUCGGCUCCAUCUCAACCUGAAGCCAGCCCUGUGACUUGUGUACCUGUUAGCAAUUACAGGUAUCCAGAUUUGCCGAUAUCAGGAUACAAGGAACAGCUAGUUUCCUUGAUAGAGAACAACUCAGUGGUCAUUAUACGUGGAUCUACUGGGAGUGGGAAGAGUACUCAGCUUCCGCAGUAUGUCCUGGACCACUUUGAGCAGCACUCUACUUACUGCAACAUCAUUGUUACACAGCCUAGGAAGAUUGGGGCAAGCAGCAUUGCGAGGUGGAUCAGUAAGCAACGGUCAUGGCCACUGGGUGAACGCGUGGGCUACCAGGUUGGUUUAGAAAAGGUUGCAUCAGAAAAGACCAGACUGAUGUAUGCAACGACUGGCAUUCUCCUUCAGAAACUUGUCGGAGCCAAAACUCUUUCAGAGUUCACCCACAUCUUCAUAGAUGAGGUACACGAGCGUACUGAAGAAAUGGAUUUCUUACUGCUGGUUGUCCGUAAACUACUGCGCACCAAUUCACGGUUCGUGAAGGUCAUUCUGAUGUCAGCGACAAUCAACUGUCAAGAGUUUGCCGACUACUUUGCAAUCCCAGUUCGCGAUAAAUUGUACCCAGCCUAUGUGUUUGAAGUGGAAGGCAAGCCCCAUGCAAUCGAGGAGUAUUACCUUGAUGAUCUGACACAUGUCAUCAGUCAUAUCAUGACUUACAUUCAAGCUUCUGAGGAGCCUCAAAUACAUGCAGAAAUGUACAAUGCUGCUGUCACUCUGAUCAUGUGGUUUGACAAGCUAGAAAUACAGGAGAAUGGGGCAGAAAAUCCUAAUCUGGAAUACAUGUCGGAACGUGGAAGUGUGUUGGUAUUUUUACCAGGUUUGGAAGAAAUAAAUUACAUGCAUGAGCUUCUCACGGGCAUGGCUUACAGGAGGUUGCAAGUGUAUCCACUCCAUUCUAGUAUCACCUUGGAAGAACAGACUAAUGUGUUUCUGGCUCCAGUUCCUGGAUACCGAAAAAUUCUCCUCUCUACAAACAUAGCAGAGAGCUCUGUAACUGUUCCAGAUGUCAAAUACGUCAUUGACUUCUGCUUGGCUAGAACUCUGGUUUGUGAUGAAGACACCAACUAUCAGAGCUUGAGGCUAUGCUGGGCUUCUAAAAGCAGCUGUAAUCAGAGGAAAGGCCGAGCUGGCCGUGUUUCUAAGGGAUACUGCUACAGGCUGGUACGUAAAGACUUUUGGACCCGGUGCAUCCCUGAGACCAGUGUUCCUGAGAUGAUGCGAUGUCCAUUGGAAACUACUGUAUUAAAAGUGAAGCUGCUUAACAUGGGAGAACCCAGGGCUUUAUUAGCAACAGCUCUGUCUCCUCCCAGUAUAUGUGAUAUUGAGCAGACUAUUCUAAGACUUAAGGAGAUUGGAGCACUUGCUGUUGAUGUCCAUUCUGAAGAGCAAAACCCAUAUGACGGUGAACUGACAUUCCUAGGAAGAGUGUUGGCAGAUUUACCAGUGGAUCAGCAUCUUGGCAAGCUUAUUGUUCUUGGGCACGUCUUUGGGUGUCUGGAUGAGUGCCUUAUAAUUGCUGCAGCCCUCUCCUUGAACAACUUUUUUUCAGCCCCCUUCAGACAGCAUUUUGACAGCUACAGGAAUAAAAUGCAUUUUGCUGGGAACAGCAGAAGUGAUUGCAUCGCACUUGUUGACGCCUUUAAGGAAUGGCAGGAAAGCAGGAAAAACGGAAAGCUUCGACACCCCAAGGAUGAACUGGACUGGGGACGUUCCAACUAUAUUCAUAUCAAGAGGAUCCGGGAGGUGGCUGAAUUGUAUGCAGAGUUGAAAAAAAGAGUUGGCAGAUUCAAUAUGCACGCCUAUACCCAGCCUCCUGUGAUGGAUUCUGAGCAUGUCUACAAGCAACGCUUCAUCUUGCAGGUGGUUAUGGCUGGAGCUUUCUAUCCGAAUUACUUCAGUGUUGGAGAAUAUGAUGAGGAAAUUUCUGUGAGGGAGCUGUUGGGCGAAAAUCCUAAAACAACUAUAGUGUUGAAGAACAUGCCCCCAUUUGGUUUCCUCUACCAUGAACAGCUGCAGUCCUUGUUCAGACAGUGCGGCCAAGUAAAAUCUAUUUCCUACGAUGGGACCAAGGCUUUUAUAGAAUUUUCUCGGAAUCCAACCCAAACGUUUAAAGUUCUUCCCGCGGUGUAUUUGGCCCUGAAGAUGUCGCAGCUCCGAAUGCAGUUGGAACUUAACACACAUUCCCCAGAAGAGAUUGAGAGCAAAAUGGGAAGAGGAUCAGUUGCGGCUGUGAGGGGCUCUCGAGUGAAUGUGCACUUUCAGAAGCAUACAGUGACUGCUGUGAAGUUCACUAAUGAAUUGGAAAAACUACCGACCAUAAACACCCUUGAUUUAUCUAUCAGCGUCACAGAGGUGGUAGAGGUUGGACACUUCUGGGGUUACAGAAUAGAUGAUAUAAGCAUGGAAAUGUUAAAAAGUUUGUGUGCUGAGAUCAAUCAGCUGAAACUGACCCCUUUGCCAGUUCGUCCUCAUCCGGAUUUGGUUUGUUUGGCGCCGUUUACAGAUUGGGAGGAUAAGAGAUACUACCGAGCUCAAAUCCUGUAUGUUUCUGGUGAGAAUGCAGAGAUUUUCUAUGUUGAUUAUGGCAACAGGUCAAAAGUGGCUUUGAACCUCUUACGGGAGAUCCCAAGUCAUCUUCGAGAACUUCCUUUCCAGGCUCUGGAAUUCAAAGUGCGCAGAAUGCGACCCUCAGCACAUUCCCUGAUCUGCGGAGAGCAGUGGAGUUCUGCUGCAAGUAAAAGGUUUGCCACUUUAGUCAAUGGCAGUGCCCUCAUGGUGAAGGUCUUCUCGAUUGUGCACAGCAUCUUGCAUGUCGACGUACUUCGAUACUCUGAAAGAAUGGAGAUCGUCAACAUCCGCGACGUACUUAUCCAAGAAUGUCAUGCCGAGCUGGCAGAGGAUUCCUACGAAUCAGUUCAAAGCAAUGAAAACCUCAAGUUGGUGUUUUCAAACCCAGAAGCAAACAGGAAGAAUGGAUCUUCAUUUAUCCGGAACAGCUCUAAAGAAGAAAACCGCAUCAUUCAAAUGUUGCUGGAGAGCUGCUCUGCCAAUCGGUUUGGGACUCCAAAAUGUAAGGCAAGACUAAUUGGCCCUUUCAACCCUUACAUUUUGAAGUUCAGCAGUAUGACCAGAGUCUCCAGGUUCAGAACCGUUUUGGUCAUGAGAGAGAGUGUAAACUCUGUUGUUGUUGCUGAUGCUCCUGAGAAUACAUUCCAACAGAUCUUGGUUGCUUCGUCUGUAUCAAUAAAUGCAUCAGGAACCACAAUGUUACUGAGGGAGACGUCUCUUAUGCCGCACAUCCCAGGCCUCCCAGCACUGCUUGCCAUGCUCUUUGCUCCAGUUAUAGAGCUCAGAACGGAUGAAAAACAAACAAGGUAUACUGGUGUCCUUUGUGGUUUGGGAUGGAAUCGUUCUCUGGGGACCCCAGUUUUCCAGGACCAUGACAUGGAGCUGUCAUUCGAUGUGGAGAUUGACACGGAAGACAUGACUCAGAUAAAUAUUCUAAGAAUGGCCAUUAACAAAUUAGUCAGCGACGGUCCAAACGGCCUGCUGCAUUUUGGUCAAGUGAGAAUUUCCCAGUUACAGCAGGCUGCGCGAGAAAAGCUGCUAGGCUUGAUCUGCAAAUCAAAACCUCGCAAUGUGAUUCCUCCCAAGUGGCAUGCAAACGUAUAUGAAUGGAAUCAGCUGAAGCCAAGCCUUCUCAUUGACCAGUCGGACCUGCAGGGUGCAAGAGGAAUGAACAGUUGUCUGUACCAGUUGCAUAACCUGGUUUUAUUGAAUGCAUGAGGUCCUUUUGCACACUUUAAUGGAAAUAAGUCUUGUUUGACUGCUUGUUGAUGUAUAUGAGAUUUAAAUUGUUCCAAGAAGCAACUUAUCUGUAAGAGUACCAUUGAAAAAAUGAAGUUUUCUGUUCUCUCUAUAUGUGCCUUAAUUGAUUUCUGAAUAAUACUGUUCACAUGUUAGCUGUAUAGUAUUGAUGGAGAGGAGAACUUUAGUUCUGCAGACGUUAUGAAUGGCAUCUCCCAUAAUCCCUUAUCAUCUUCUAUUCUGUCUUGGGCAUCUUAGAACUGGAAGUCCUCAAAUACAUAAGGGUUCUGAACAUUAGCCUUGUUAUUGC